AUGAAUUCCAUGUCCAGAGCGGGAUUCAAACCCACAACUAUCAGCUUUGCAUUAGAGUGUUGCGUAUAUUCUGUAUACAUCAGCGACUGGAUUCAAGUUGAAUCACAAAAAUCUGACCCAUUUCUCAUUGAACAUCCCCUAGGACAGAUGCCUGCAAAAGUUGAGGUGCAGGUAAAAAUUCAAGAAAACGGAUAUGACGUCACUUUCCCUGCAUUUGGAUCAGCACAAAGAGACGAUGACGUUGACAAUAUCUACGGUGGUGUUGUUUAUAUUUACAAUGAGAAUCAUGUAAAAAUAUUUGUCCCUGUAAGAAAUAACCAUUCGAACAAGGGAGUACUUAUAUUCACAGGUGGAUCUGCAUUCUCUGGACCAUUUGAAGGAAAUUAUUCAGUAGGUUUUAUUAGGAUUAAGGUAUGGGGAUUGUGUGAUCUACCACCCGCGAAAUUCACAAGUAAUGAUAGUGAAAGUAUUUCAAAAGGAGAGAGUUAUAAGACUAUUACACACGGUCUUGGUAAAAACCCAGAUUUUGUUGUUGUACAGUUAAAGAUGACCAAUGGCUAUGUUUCCGAGGCAGCAGGUGUGACAUUUAAUUCACAAGUAUUUAAAACUCGUGAAACUAUCUGUGGGACAGUUUUUGCAUUUAACGACCACGAAAUCCGUCUGUGGUCUAUGUCUGGAAAUCCCGUGGCUUGUGCACACGAUGGAUGGGGAGAUCGAGCAGAGAGCUUUAGAGGUGACACUGCUAGCCUGUAUAUCAAGGCCUGGAUACUGGAUUCCUGUAAUAAACAUUUCUCUACACAAUUCACACUAGAUAAGAGCGACACAAACACUGUCGAGCGAGUGAGCCUGGAUUCAGUGUAUAAUCUAGAUUCAACAUUAGUUUCGGUUUUGAUGAAGGUAUUAUCUCAAAACAAUGAGGAAUUCAUGUUUCAUGCUGGCGGUAGCGCUAUGAUUGAUGCCUCUAAUGACCCAUAUGGAGCUAUAAUAUACGGAUACAAUGAGACAGAAGUUAUGCUCUGGAGACCAUCCCAGACAAAUACAAAUGGACAUUUGGUUUACCUGGGUGGAAAGUGGGGUAACGGGCAAAGUAAUCAAGAAAGUGACGUUGUUGACGUCAUUGUUAAAAUUAUUGACAUUACAGAAUGUCCAAUCCCUCCUGACAUUGCCAAUGCACAUAAACUAUAUAAUGGGGUAACUAAUGGUAGUAAGGCAUUGUACGCUUGUAAGGCUGGGUUCACUGAAAGUUCUGAUGACGUAAUAACUUACUGUGUAGAUGGCUCAUGGUCUAUGACGUCAAUGUUCUGCAAAGAAUCUUGUCCUGAUCCACCAACCAUUGCUAACGCUGACGUCAUGGUCUCUAAGAAUGUUGCUCUAUACUCCUGCCGCGAGGGAUUUCUUCAAAAAUCUGGAAACAACUCAAUAAACUGCUUACUAUCUGAGUGGCAGAAAACAAACUUCACCUGCUAUGCGUCGUCAUGCGGUCCAGUUCCUAAUAUAACAAAUGCUGAUUAUCUUGUUGAAAAUGACGUAGCCAUGUAUGCAUGUAGCUAUGGAUACAGACCAACAAAUGCUGACAAUAAAAUAGCAUGUAUGUUUGGAAAGUGGACUAAUACCAGUUUGCAGUGUCAAGAUACAACAAAGAGACUCAGAAGCUACAUAACCAAUGAGACCCUUGCAGAAUGGAUAAAAAAUAUGAAGAAGAAUCUCUCCGUAGAUAAAUCAAACACCAGUGCCUAUAACAGAAGUUUGAUCAGUGUAUACGAAUCUCGUCCAAGCGCCGUACAGAUAGGAAGUGUUGGCGUCUUUCUGAUAAGUUUUACGAUAACAGCCUUAAUAUUACCGGAU
Saccostrea cuccullata (small rock oyster) is the source of this 1845-nucleotide messenger RNA. RefSeq lists its product as uncharacterized. The record is from RefSeq and is a predicted model, not a curated record. Lineage: Eukaryota; Metazoa; Mollusca; Bivalvia; Ostreida; Ostreidae. The transcript is spliced from 11 exons. The annotation marks the transcript as partial.